Molecule: messenger RNA, 2110 nt
Organism: Dimorphilus gyrociliatus
Lineage: Eukaryota; Metazoa; Annelida; Polychaeta; Dinophilidae
Source: the annotation of a GenBank genome assembly
UAUGAGAAUAAAGAAGAAAUGGUUCGUUCUGCUUGGUUUGUCAGCAUUGUUUGUCUUGAUAGCUUUAUGGAGUUUUCACUCAAAAAAGAAAACUACAGAUACCAAAGCAAGAAAGAAGCAACAAAUCUUUAUAAGACAAUUGAUGGAAGAAAAUUAUAUUCUAAAAAAGAACAUUAGGGAUAUUAAAGCACAAAUUGCUAAUAAAUACGACUCUGGAAACCAUUCUUGUUUUACCAGCAGUCAUGGAAUUAAUAAAUGCGAAGUCAUUCAUAUCGCUAUCGUUUGCGCACGGUAUAACUCAAGCAGGGACGUUGUUACUCUGAUAAAGAGCGUUCUAUUUUAUCGUCGCAACCCCUUACAUAUUCACCUUAUUUCGGACCCGGCAGCUAGAUUAAUAUUGCAGAGCGUAUUUGAAACAUGGGCAGUUCCGGCUUUGGAGGUUUCACUGUAUUUAGCAGAUGAUUUGAAGCCUGAAAUACAAUGGAUUCCAAAUACACAUUAUUCCGGAGUCUACGGUCUUAUGAAAUUAACCUUACCCAAAACCUUAAACAAAACUCUUGAGAAAGUUAUCGUUUUGGAUACCGAUAUAACAUUUGCUACUGAUAUAGCUGAGCUAUGGAAAAUGUUUCUAAAGUUCUCAAAAAGGCAAUCUAUCGGUCUAGUUGAAAAUCAAAGCGAUUGGUAUUUAGGUAAAUUAUGGAGAAAUCAUCACCCAUGGCCUGCAUUGGGGAGAGGUUUUAACACCGGGGUUAUACUUAUGGAUUUAAAAAAGUUAAGGGAUAUCUCGUGGAUGAAAGUUUGGCGUACUAUAGCAGAACGUGAAUUGAUAACUCUUCUCUCUACGGCGCUAGCUGAUCAGGACAUUUUUAAUGCUGUUUUCAAACAAUAUCCUCAUCUUGUAUACACAUUACCCUGCCAAUGGAAUGUACAAUUAAGCGAUAACACUCGAAGUCACCAUUGUUAUUCUGAUGUUUCGGAUCUCAAGGUUAUUCAUUGGAAUUCUCCUAGGAAAGUUAAAGUUAAAAAUCAACAUAUAGAAUUUUUUCGAAAUUUAUAUCUAACGUUUUUGGAAUACGAUGGAAAUCUAUUACGUAGAGAAUUAUUUGGUUGUACAGGUCAGAAUAAACCAUUAGCUAUAAUUGAGAAAAAAAUAUCUACUUUGAAUGAGGAUGAUGACUGCUUUGAGUUCCGACGAGAGGGAAUUCUUAUUUAUAGAACCCAUUUGUAUUACCUGGAUUAUGAUUAUGUACCCAUUGAAAACGAUGUCACUUUAGUGGCCCAACUUUCAAUGGAUCGUCUGCAAAUGUUGGAAACGAUUUGUAAACAUUGGCAAGGACCAAUGUCAAUAGCUCUUUAUAUGUCUGAUGGCGAAGCUCAGCAAUUUUUGCGGUUCGCCCUAGCAUCCUCAAUAUUAAUGUCAAGAAGAAAUAUAGGCUAUCAUAUUGUUUAUAAAGAUGGACAAUUUUAUCCUGUAAACCACUUGAGAAAUGUUGCUCUGAGACAAGUUCGAACACCGUUCGUUUUCUUAGCCGAUAUAGACUUUUUGCCUAUGUAUGGUUUAUAUGAUUAUUUACGAAAAACUGUUGUUGAAUUAGAAGUUAGCUCUAAUGCUAAAAAAGCAUUAGUUGUACCAGCCUUUGAAACACAACGGUAUCGCUUCAACUUUCCCACCUCCAAGACCGACCUUUUAGCUCAAUUGGACGUUGGCUCUUUAUUUACAUUUAGAUAUCAUGUUUGGCCUCGUGGCCAUGCUCCUACUCAAUUUAACAAAUGGCGAACUGCAACAACUCCUUAUCAAGUCGAAUGGGAAAGAGAUUUCGAACCAUACUUGGUAAUGAAAGUUGAUCAAAUUCCGGCAUACGAUAGGCGUUUUGUGGGAUUUGGAUGGAAUAAAGUUUCUCACGCUCUCAGUUUGGACGCUGCAGAGUUUGAAUUUAUAGUACUACCGAAUGCAUUUAUGAUUCACAUGCCGCAUGCCCCAAGCUUAGAUAUUGCUAAAUUUCGAUCUAGUUCCUUAUACAGAAAAUGUUUAAAAACCCUUAAAGCAGAAUUUUACAACGAUUUGUUUGAAAAGUAUGGUGCUAAAGCUGCCAAAUACGUACCAGAAUGA